CCACCGUUGGAAAUGAUGACAUCAUCUCCACGCGCCAAACAAAGCGCGGAGGAGGUGCACGUUGAUGUUUUUAUGAAUUAGCUGAGCUAGCUGCAGACGGAUCUUCAUCGGCAUCGUCCCGACAGUUUGACUGAAAUCAGAAAUGUCUGUCACCGAGAUGUUCAGUUACAUCCAGGGCUUCCUGAGCGCCGACCAGGACGUCAGAGAGGAUAUCCGUAAGGUGGUCCAGACUUUGGAGCAGACCGCUAGAGAAAUUCUCACAGUACUCCAAAGUGUCCACCAACCAUCUGGAUUCAAAGAAAUUCCCAGUAAAUGUGCAAAGGCACGGGAGUUGUUCUGCACAGUCAGGACACAACUUGGCGACCUCAAAACAAAAUUUCCUGUGGAGCAGUACUACAGGUUCCAUGAACACUGGCGGUUUGUCCUGCAGCGUUUGGCAUUCUUAGCGGCCUUUGUCGUCUACCUGGAGACUGAAACUCUUGUGAUUCGUGAGGAAGUGGCCAAGAUACUCGGCAUUGAGGUUGUGAGAGAGAAAGGCUUUCACCUGGAUGUGGAGGAUUACCUCGCAGGUGUGCUCAUCAUGGCUAGUGAACUGUCGCGGUUGGCGGUAAACAGCGUCACAGCAGGCGACUACACCCGACCGCUCCGCAUCUCCAACUUUAUCAAUGAGCUGGACUCGGGCUUCCGCCUCCUCAACCUGAAGAACGACCCGCUGCGGAAGCGAUACGACGGCCUCAAGUAUGACGUGAAGAAGAUCGAGGAGGUGGUUUACGACCUGUCCAUCCGUGGGCUGGCCAAGGAGGCGGAGAGCGCCGUGGACAAGUAGAGCCCCGGAGGUGGUGAUUGGCUGUGGGAGACGGUGGAGGGCGUGCUGGCUCUCUCCACGGCUGCUGCACCUUACACAACCUGGAUGGCAAAACCCAGGUAUCGACCUGAGGCCCCCAGCAGCUGGAGACAGGCUGUGUGUGGGUGUGUGCGUGUAUGAGUGUGUGUGUGCGCAUGAGAGGUGCUUCAGACGGAUGGCAGUCUGUCAGGAGGGUGGACGAGGCGAGACGGAGUGUGACACCCUCGUUUAAGAUCGGACGUUCAGUUUGUUGCCGGUUUUUUGGAAAUCCGUGUUCUCGGCUUCAUUCUAUUCAUCUGUUAUUGUUUCACUGAGUUGCAACUGUUUCAUCUAAUUUGCAACAGCCAACUUCUUCUGGUUAAAUUACAUUAUAUUGAUGUUUAAUACAUUUGAGAAGACGGGCGGAGAUCGCUCAGAGCGUUUCGGCCAUGCAGAGCUUUUUUUUUGUGUCUUGUGUUUUUAUUUGCAAAAAAAAAAAAAGGCGUGAAAUGUUUGUUCACCGAAGGGAGUUGAUGUCUGGUAGUAUUUCUUAGAUCUCUGAAUUUUUGUCAAAAAAUGGAGGAAUGCAAACAAAUCCAGGAGCCUCAUUUAUAAAAUAAAUAUUGAACACAACAAUCAAAUUAAAGCUAAAAUUGCAAAGACUGUAAGAAUCAAUAAAUACAUUUCACAGCACUCAUCAGACUUUUUGAAGGUUUAAAUUUUGAUCAUUAACUCCUACUUUGCAUAUAGCUUUUUUCUUUUUUUUAAUAUCUUUUAUUAUAAAUAAGGCUUCAGGAGUGGUAGAGCCAAAGAAAUGACAAAGAUGCACUUCACGUGUUAUAAAGCUUCUCUGUGAUUAGUGAGAUUCAUGUUUUCAUGUCAAACAGCAAGGAACUCUUGCAGAACAGUGCCAAUGACUGACUGACAUUUUAUAUUUUGGUUGUCUAGUGAUUCUCUUGAGCGAACACAAAAAUAGUGUGAAUGUCAUGUACUGCAUGUGAUAUAUUUUCCUUUUUCUUCUCACAGGAAAUGUCUCGGAAAGUUCCUUUCUGUUGACAUUCAGCUUCUGUUCGCUUCUAUACUGUAGUGGAGCUGGAUUGUGUUUUCUAGAAGUAAUUCCCUCUCAUUCUCUGUCCAUUGUGUUUUUGUUUCCUGAUAAGUGCAUUUCACUUGUACCGUAUGUAUUCCUGUCUUGAAUCAGUUGUCUUAAAAAAAUGCUUAAAAUGACUGUAAAUAUAUUUCUACAUUCUA
Centropristis striata (black sea bass) is the source of this 2074-nucleotide messenger RNA. It is a transcript of the gene tsn, whose product is annotated as translin. The transcript is spliced from 6 exons. The record is from RefSeq and is a predicted model, not a curated record. NCBI's taxonomy places the organism in Eukaryota, Metazoa, Chordata, Actinopteri, Perciformes, Serranidae. Gene Ontology annotation, molecular function: RNA binding; single-stranded DNA binding; sequence-specific DNA binding. Gene Ontology annotation, biological process: RNA metabolic process. Gene Ontology annotation, cellular component: nucleus; cytoplasm. Bases 143 to 826 code for a protein of 227 amino acids.